Molecule: messenger RNA, 1589 nt
Organism: Rhineura floridana
Lineage: Eukaryota; Metazoa; Chordata; Lepidosauria; Squamata; Rhineuridae
Gene: C3H19orf53
Product: chromosome 3 C19orf53 homolog
Exons: 4
Coding region: 160-444 (94 amino acids)
Source: RefSeq, a predicted model, not a curated record
AAUAACAAACCACGCCCUCUGCUCUUCUUUGCAAUCAGUCGCGUAUUAGCUCCCACCGUCAGUGAAGAGGCGUACGUGAGUCGCGGCCUACCUAGCAUUGCGGGAAAAGCAGGGUCAGGCAGGCAGCCGAGAAAGAAGAGCGGAGGUAACUGGAGAUCAAUGGCCCAGGGAAAGCAGAAGUUUCAGGCACGCAAGGCGGCCUCGGCGGGGAAGAAGGCGGCGGUUGCCCGGGGGCCUCGCAAAGGAGGCCGCAUAAUUGCUCCCAAGAAGGCUUGUGUGAUCCAGCAGCAGAAACUGAAAAAGAACCUGGAGGUCGGCAUCCGUAAAAAGAUUGAGCAUGAGGUGGUGAUGAAGGCCAGUGCUACACUACCCAAGAAACUGAGUGUGCUGAAGGCCCCCAAAGUGGAAACCACAAAAGAGCCAGGCCACUCCAGCAAGUCUUAGCUACGACUUGUACACCUGUGCGUGUGGCGGAGAGCAACCAUACAUUAGUUGAGCUGGGUGGGCCUACAAAUUUCUAAACACUGCAGAAUUUCAGUUGGUGGAGAAAGUUUCCUUUCACACAAGAAACUAGAUGGGCUGUUCUGUGCAUGAUAUUGUAUUCCUGGGUUAAGAGAGAGGCUUUAUUUUUCAGCUCUGCCUUAUGAAGCUUUGGCUCAUAUCCUAGCAGUUUUCCUGUUUUGUAUUUGGAUUGUCUUAUCAUUAAUGACAUUGGUGGAAGCCACUCUGUUACAAAGCUAACCUGGUCCAGGUAAUGUUUGUAGCAGCAAGAGUUGAUUCUUGCUGAUGUUUCAGCAGCAUUAAAUUGACAGAGUUGGACUAGAAGUCAAGACCUCAUGUCUGUGUGAAGCAGGGAAGCUGGAUUGUGCCAGCAAGUCAGCCAGCCCUCCCCAGUGUUCCUGCCUGAUGUUAAUGUGUUAGACUUGAUGCUGUCAUGUUGGACUACAAAAUUGAAGUGUAUAGAUUGUAUAUUUUGGGGCCUAUGCACAGCGGUAUUGUCACAUGUAGGAUUCUAUGCAAACAUGGAGUCCAGUGUAAAUGUCAGGCAGGACCCAGCAGGCUAGCAUGGAUCCCAAUCCCCCAUUGUGUAUAGGAUUUGAAAAUCUGCAUGAGGCUUGAUUCAGUUUUGAAUCAAGAAACAAAAAUUCCAGACUGAGCUUUGAGGUUUUUAACUGUUCCUAGAAACAAGCCUGGUAUACUCACACUUGUGUGUCAUGAUUUCUUUUGAGUAAAAAGGAUUCCCUCUGUCCCCUAUCUGCUGCUUUCUGAUGUUCAGUGUAACACACUAGUUACAUUUUACUGCUUUCCUCACCUUGACCCUUUAACAAAGCUUCAAAAAUGAUUGCUUUUGGAACCCAGAAAUUCUCUCAUAGCUUGCUCAUAAAAGUGGCUGAUCCUUCCACACAUUUUAUUCCACAGUAAAGUAUUCUGGGGGGAUAACCUCAGAUCAAUGUAUUUUUCAGAUCAGGAAUUGCAAAUAUAAAGUAAUUUGUAAAAGUGUAAAUUCUUAUUCUUGUAACCACUGCAGAUGCUUGUUUAUAAUUCUAUAGUGUAUUUACACUGCGCUGAAUAAUUUUAUUGUCUACAAA